CCUUCACUUUAUCCUUCUUUUCCCACAGAAAACAUGCGAGGAGGGGUAAGGGAGGAGGCGGGGGAAGUACGAGCGAAGACGGGGCAGGCAGUUGAGAAAGUUCGGAGCCAGGUUCGGGGACUGCGGCCAAAUACUCCAAAUGGACCCUGAAGCGUCGGGAUAAGAGGACUCCAGCGAGAACUAAGGGUUAUUUAUGCCCACGGAGUAAAAGCAAAGCGUCUUCCGUCGUACACUUAGUGCAGCAGACAAGACAACGCCAUAUGACAACGAACUUUCCCCUUCUCAGUGGACUUGUUUUGUAAUGUUCUGAACGUGAACCUUUCACUCACACUCGCGUCUUCGGCAGAAGAAAAGGAGGUAGGGAACGAGGAAGAGAGUUGACUUCCUUCCUAGCUUGCUCCAUAUCUAUCUUGCUGACUGAGCGGCGGGGAGUGCUCUCCGUAGCCGGGCUCUAGGCGUUGGCAGCCGGGCAGGGAGUCCCUAGCCAUGGCGGGGGCCAAGCCGGGAGUCCACGCACUGCAACUCAAACCUGUGUCCGUGCACGAGGCACUGAAAAAUGGAGGGAAGUUUAUCAAGUGGGACGAGGAACCAAACAGCGGCCCCCCCACCCUGGUGACGCUCAAAGUGGACCCUGAUGGAUUCUUCCUUUACUGGACGGGAGGCUCCAACCCGGAGGUGGACAUCCUGGAUAUCAGCAUUAUUCGAGACACCAGGACGGGCAGAUACGCCAAGCAGCCAAAGGAUCCAAAGGUCCGUGAGGUGCUGGGCUUUGGGAAGGGGGAGAACGUUGAAGGGAAGCUGGUCACCAUCGUCUGUGGAACCGAUCUGGUCAGCAUCUCCUUCCUCAACUUCCAGGCCGUGCAGGAAGACACAGCCAAGGUUUGGACAGAUGAACUCUUCACAUUGGCUACAAACAUCCUGUCUCAGAAUGCAGCACGCAACACGUUUCUGCUCAAAGCGUACACACGACUAAAGCUUCAAGUCAACCAGGAGGGCAAGAUUGCUGUCAAGAAUAUUCUGAAACUGUUCUCGGAUAAGAAACGGGUGGAGACAGCUCUGGAACAGUGUGGUCUCAUCAAUAACAAGUCAGAGGGGGUCAAAUCUGAGGACUUCACCUGGGAGGCCUUUCAGAAGUUCCUUGACAGCUUGUGUUUACGGCCGGAGAUCCAGAGUAUAUUUGAUGAGUGUGGGUCGAAGAGGAAACCCUUCAUCUCUUUAGACCAGUUCAUGGACUUCAUAAACCGGAGGCAGAGAGACUCCAGGCUGAAUGAGGUCCUUUACCCCCCACUGAAGAGGGAGCAGGUUAGGCAGAUCAUGGAGCGCUACGAGACCAACAGCAGCCAAUUAGAGAGAGACCAGAUCAGCUUACAGGCCUUCAGCCGGUACCUGGGCGGAGAGGAGAAUGGUGUAGUGCCUCCAGAACGGCUGGACAUCAUUGAUGAUAUGAACCAGCCUCUUUCGCACUACUUUAUCAACUCGUCCCACAACACCUACCUCACAGUGGGGCAGCUGACCGGCCUGUCCUCAGUGGAGAUGUACAGACAGGUCUUACUGACCGGGUGUCGCUGUGUGGAGCUGGACUGCUGGAAGGGCCGGCCCCCAGACGAAGAGCCAUACAUCACCCAUGGCUUCACCAUGACCACUGAGAUCUCUUUCAAGGAGGUCAUAGAGGCCAUAGCUGAGAGUGCGUUCAAGACCUCUCCAUAUCCUCUUAUCCUCUCUUUUGAAAAUCAUGUGGAUUCGGCCAAACAGCAGGCAAAGAUGGCUGAGUACUGCAGGACCAUCUUUGGAGACGCACUUCUGAUCGAUCCUCUGGAGAAAUAUCCGCUGGUUCCAGGCCAGGCCCUCCCCUCUCCCCAAGAACUCCUGGGUAAAAUCCUGGUCAAGAACAAGAAGAAGCACUACCACCAACGGCCCUCGAGCAGCGGCAGCAUUCGGCACAGGGAGCUGGAGGAGCAGUCGCCUCCUGCAAACGACUGCCCCCUGUCUGAGACCAUUGGAAGCCAAUGUCUGUCCAAUGGAGAGGAGAGGCUCGCUGAGAGGAUGAUCAAAGACUCGGAGCCUCGCAAGUCCAUUGGAGGUGAGGGGGAGAGUGAGGAUGAGGAGGAAGAGGAGCCUCUGACCGAGCUGAAGAAGCCCAACUCAGAUGAGGGCACGGCGAGCAGUGAGGUCAACGCCACAGAGGAAAUGUCCACCCUUGUCAACUAUAUCGAACCUGUCAAGUUCAAGAGCUUUGAAGUGGCAUGUAAGAGGAACAAGUUCUUUGAGAUGUCGUCAUUUGUGGAGACCAAAGGCAUGGACAUUCUGAAGAAUUCCCCCGUUAAGUUUGUAGAAUACAACAAGAACCAGCUGAGUCGCGUCUACCCCAAAGGGACCAGGGUGGACAGUUCCAACUACAUGCCCCAGCUCUUCUGGAACGUGGGCUGCCAGAUGGUGGCACUAAACUUUCAAACGCUUGACCUCCCCAUGCAGCUCAACAUGGGAGUAUUCGAGUACAAUGGCCACAGUGGGUAUCUGCUCAAACCCGAGUUCAUGAGGAGAACUGACAAGUGCUUUGACCCCUUCACUGAGGACACUGUGGAUGGCAUAGUGGCAAACACCAUCAAAAUCAAGGUGAUCUCGGGCCAGUUCCUCACGGACAAACGUGUAGGAGUGUAUGUGGAAGUGGACAUGUUUGGACUGCCCACAGACACGAAGAGGAAGUACAGAACCAAAACCUCCAACGGGAAUUCACUGGACCCGGUGUGGGAAGAUGAGACCUUUGAAUUUAAUAAGGUAGUCCUCCCAACACUGGCCUCUUUGAGAAUAGCUGUUUUUGAGGAAAAUGGCAAGUUCAUUGGUCACCGCAUCCUCCCUGUCUCAGCCAUCAGACCUGGGUACCACUACAUCAACCUGAAGAAUGAGCUGAACCAGCCCUUACUUCUGCCCUCUUUGCUGGUGUGUACCGAAGCCCAUGACUACAUCCCCAAUGAACAUCUGGAAUAUGCUGAAGCAUUGAUCAACCCCAUCAAACAUGUGAAUCAACUGGACAAGCGAGCGACACAGCUGGCUGUUCUCUUAGACACUGUCGAGCUUCUCCCUAACCUGCCCAAAGGAGGAGAGCUCACCAAAGUCAACGAUACCAACCUGGCCUUCCCAUGUCCCAGUGCCAACCCUGCCCCCAGCCCCUGGAUUGACUACUCAGAAAACUUUGCACCUGCCACGGCCCCCAGUCCAAAGGAGGACCUCAUAGCCACUGUUCUGGGAGAUGUUCCAGUCAUGUCCAUAGAGGAGCUCAAACUGCAGAAAAACUAUUUAAAACUUCUCAAGAAACACAGCAGUGAACUCAAAGAACUGCGCAAGAAACACAUGAAAAAGGUGUUAAACUUAAACAAAGAGCAGAAGAGCCGGAGCUGUAAGCUGCAGUUGGACACUCAGAGGAGGCGCAGUCAGAUGGAGAAGAACCUCAAACGCAGCAUCAAGAAGAAUGAGCCCUAUGACCCCAUCCAACAGGAGCUGUCGGCCCUGGACCAUGAGAUUGCCAAACAGACAGUACAGUUGAAGGAGUGGCAGAUGAAUGAGCUGCUACAGCUGAGGAGAGAGCUACAUGUGAUGGAGAGAAAGAGGCAGGAAGCCCAUCUGGUGGAGGCCUUUCAGAAGCUCAAGGAGACUGCCAAAGAUUGCCAAGCCACCCAGCUCAAGAGGCUCAAGGAGAUGUGUGAGAAGGAGAAAAAGGAGCUGCAGAAGAUGUUGGACAGGAAGCGUCAGAACAGCAUCAGUGAGGCCAGGAGCCGAGACAAGGACAAGGCUGAAGCGGAACUCAAUGAGAUCAAUAAGAAGCACAUCCAUGACUCUGUGUCUCUAAUCCGCAGGCUGGAGGAGGCACAGACCCGGAGACAGGACAAGCUCCUGCUCAGACAGAGGGAGGUCCUGCAGCACAUCGACGAGCAGCUUCCCCUGCUCCAGAGCCAGCUGCAGAGGGACCUGGACGAGGAGUACCAGGGCCUACCGGAAGAGAUCUGCCGCUGCCUGCAAUCAGAGCUCAAUCACAAGAGCAAGGAGGGCCUGCUGAGUGGCCUGUCCCACCACAGCAGCCCUAAGGUGGGCUCUGGACCCCCCUCCAACAGCUCCACCCCCUCCUCCACCCCCACCCAGAGGUCCUGGAGACGCAGCACGGACAACUGCUCCAACAGCUCCACCCCGGUACUGUCCGAGGCUGAGAUGUCCCUCAGCUGAGUACAUACACCAGGAACACCAACUUGGGUGUCGCUCUUCCUCUUCAGCUCACCUGUCCUUUUUUUUUUUUUUUUUUUUUUUAAAGAGAGAUUGCCAAAACAUUUUUCUCAUUUAAUAUUUAUAUAAUUUAAUCUGUAUGUUUUUUAAGUUUUUAUCACUUUUUGAGAGGGUAUGUUUGGUACUUCAAAUGCUUAUAAUUCUAAAUUGUUUUUCUUCCACCUUCAUUACCUACAUGCAAUACCAGUCAAAAGUUUGGAGGCACCUUAUGAUUCAGUGCAUGUUUUCUUUAAGUUUACUACUUUUUACAUUUUAUCUACUUACAGAAGACAUCAAAUAUAUGAAGAAGAUACAUGGAAUCAUUUUGUGAAAAAAAGUUAAAUAACUUAACAAAAUUUUUACAACUUUUAUAUUAAAACCCUCAAAGUAUCCACUCUUUGCUUUUUCAACAGCAGUGCAAAGCCUUCGCCUUCUCUCUGCCAGCUUCAUGAUGAAUUACCCUGAAGUGGUUUUCACUUCACAGGUGUGCCAUGUCAGGGUCAAGAAAUGCAAGGAGUGCAAACCAGGGAUCAAAGUAAAGGGUGGCUAUUUUGAGUUUGUUUUUUGUUUUUUGCUACAUUCCAAAUGUGUAAUUUUUUAGUUUUGAUGUCUUCAGUGAGAAUCUACAAUGUCAAAUAAUCAUGGAAAUAAAAAAGAAAAUUAAAUGAAAAAGUGUCUCCACACAUAUACAUAUACACGUAGUAUAUGUAUACUUUAGUGAAUUUCUGCCCCUGUAAAUAACUUUACAUAGUGCACAGCCUGUGGACUUGCCUGUAAGUAAACUACUGAGAUAUUGUUUGAGCUUAGCAGUUGGUAAUUGUCUAACCACUGGUUGCUACACAGAGUAAUUAUAUGAGAAAGCUGCACUACGGUGUGUGACUAGCAAGGGGUACUACAACCCACUACUAUGUGGCAUUACAACAAUGCUUUCUGUUAAGUAUGUUGUACAGUGUAUGAUCACAUGAGAUCUUGUUCUUGAUUUGGUCUCCCUCACAUUCAGAAAAGCAAAUUUAAGUAUCAAUUAGGAGGUUAAUCUUAAAGGGCCUAUAUUGUACAAAUGUGACUCUUGUGAGCUUUAAGUCAUGUUAUAAUGUUGUUACCUCAUCAUUCAAGCAUGUUUGAGUAACUAUUUAUUAUUAGUCUGUCUACAACUCCAAAGCUCAAAAUGCUCUGUUCCACCUUGUGAUGUCAGCUACCUUUUACUUUUAGUUGAGAGGGACUGCCAAUUCCAGGGUGAAGGUGUAUGGAGUUUAAAAACUUCCUGUAUUGCCACAUAACAUCACAAGGUGGAACAGAGUACUUUCCAUGAGAAAAAAGAACACUAAGUAUGCAAUAUGCAGUUUUGUGUGAUUUUUU
Messenger RNA from Periophthalmus magnuspinnatus, 5607 nucleotides. RefSeq names its product phospholipase C, beta 3 (phosphatidylinositol-specific) (gene plcb3). The transcript has 34 exons. The record is from RefSeq and is a predicted model, not a curated record. Gene Ontology annotation, biological process: lipid catabolic process; phosphatidylinositol-mediated signaling. Gene Ontology annotation, molecular function: calmodulin binding; calcium ion binding; phosphatidylinositol-4,5-bisphosphate phospholipase C activity. Lineage: Eukaryota; Metazoa; Chordata; Actinopteri; Gobiiformes; Gobiidae. Bases 487 to 4215 code for a protein of 1242 amino acids.